GUGCUAAUAAGCCAUUUUAUAGUACGUGUCAUAUUAUCUUAUAAAACAUGUCAACUUUUAGAACAAGAAAACACGAUAAUUCUGAAAGCGAUGAAAAAGAUUAUAACAAAAAGAAAAUGAGACCAUCAGAUGUUGCUGAAAUUGAAAAAAGGCUUGAAUCUCUUAUUACAAGGGUUGGAGAAAAAACAUCAUCGUCCCUGGAAAGUAAAAUUGAAGGAUUAGCUCGUGUUUUAGAUGCUGAUUUUUCAUCUUUUAAAACAAAAAUAAUCAAUAUAUUAUGCCACUGUGUUGUUAAGAGUCCUGAAAAAUUAUGUAUUUAUUCAACUUUAGUUGGUUUAUUGAAUGCCAAAAAUAGUGAUGCUGGAGGAGAAAUUGUGGAAGCACUUGUUAAAAAGCUAAAAGAAAAUUUGAGAAAUUGUGAUUUUGAUUCAUCAUUGAAUAUAGUCUGUUUCCUGGCAGAUUUAGUAAAUGCAAAUGUUUUGAUAUUAAAUUCAAUUUUAAAUCUAUUUGAAAAUUUUUUGGAUGUUAUUUCUGAAGAGGGAAAUCCUCAGGUAAGAGCUGACUGGUAUGUAUAUACAAUAUUAGCUUCUCUACCAUUGAUUGGAAAAGAAUUUAAGCACAAAAAAGAAAGUGAAAUGAAAAAAUUGUUUGCAAAAAUUGAAUCAUACAUGAGUAAAAGAAAAAAAACUUAUGUUCCUUUGUUGCAAGUUUGGUCUCCUUCAAAUUCUUUACCCCAACAACCAGAAAGCUUGGACAAUUUAUGGUCAAUUCUGAAAAAGCUACUUUUAUCUUGUGCCACUCAUCACUCCUCGACUUCCAGAGAACUACCCAAAUCUAAAAAAGAACGCCCCCUACCAUUUGACCAUGACUCUUCUUUGCUAAACGAGGAUGACGAUAAUAAUGAUACCUUCAAUCCCACUUUUCUAUUAAAUGUUCCACCAUAUGUGACCUUUGAACACGAACUUUCUCAAGCAUUGCAGCAUAGUUUACCCACAAUAAUACCUCCCAUUCACAAUCCUCACAAUUCUUAUCCUAUACCUACCAUAGAAUUUUGUUUGUUCGAGCAGAUCGAUAUACCAGAGGGGUACAAUUGGCCCAAAGUCAAUUCAAUAGACAAAUGGUUGAUAGCAAGAGAUAUGCAUUCCAUCAUUAAGGCUAAUUUUAAAGAUAGAAAACAAUGUGCGGCACAAUUACUCAGUUAUCGAAUGAAAAACAAGAUCCCUUUAAACUACAUGAUCAUUGAAUGCUUAUUUGCCGAAUUAUUCAACCUACCUUCCCCCCGUCACAUCCAAGCUAUGUAUGCUGCCUUGUUUAUAGAACUAUGCAAAUUACAGCCAAGCUCUUUACCCCCUGUGCUUGCCCAAGCGACCGAAUUACUGUUUGAAAGGCUAGAUUACAUGCAUAUUGUGCCCACCGAUCGCUUUAUAACUUGGUUUUCUCACCACCUCAGUAACUUUCAGUUUAAAUGGAGUUGGGAGGACUGGGAGACCUGUUUGGAACAGGAUUUUGAAAUGUCUCAACCUAAAUUUAUUAAUGAAACCUUGACAAAAUGCAUCAGGCUAUCUUACUACCAAAGAAUAGCUGAAAUUGUGCCAGAAAGUUUUAAAGUCUUGUUACCACUACGUAAUGAACACUUGUUUAGGUUUUAUUUUGAGGGAGCUAGCGACGCCAAGACCGACGUUCAAAUUUUUAUGAAAUUGAUUAAAGAUGAAGAAAUCUCCCUGAACCCUACUCAAAUCUUGGCUAAAUCCUUGAUGCAGGCCUUUAAACGCAAAGAAGAUUUUAAUAAUAUCAUAAAUGUUUUGCAGUCAACUCAAUUUACGGACGAGACCAUUAGUGCCAUGCUUUCACAAAGUGAUAAUACGACAUUUUUGGAAAAACUUGCCAUGGAAGUGAAUUAUGAACAAGAAGAUCACGAUAAAGCAAUAUUUGGCAAAUACACGGCUCUUAAAAUCGCUGUUUUUACGGAAACUAUCCUACAUCACGGGAAUAAGUCCUUCAGUCAUUCCUUCAGUGCUAUAGCAAAGUAUUUUAGCAUUUUUAAACAAAUAUCUGAAUUCGAGGAACAUCAAUACGUUAUACUUAGGUCCUUAUAUGACUAUUGGAGAAACAAUACUCAAUUCGUAACCAUAAUUAUCGAGAAAAUGAUCAAGACACAGCUACUUAAUCCAGCUAUGGUUUGUAAUUGGGUUUUUUCGGACGAAAUGUCACAAGAUUUUACUAAAUCAUAUAUCUGGGAAAAUAUAAUCGUGCAUUGUUGUUUGGGGAGAAUCAUUAAAAGGGUACAGAAUGCCGAGAAAGAUAUUUUAGACGUCAAAAAACGGCUCAAGAUAUCUGGAGAUUUUGAAAAGGAGGAUGAUAUAUCCAUGGACGUAAUUGAUGACGACUCCAAUAAGAAUGAUAAUCAAAACGUAACACCCGAAGACCUUGAAAGAAUGGAGGAAAAAAUGGAAGCUCUUAAAAACGAACAAAAAAGACUCCUAUUGAUUUCAUUGCAAAGAUUUAUUAUAGUCCUUGGCGAAUAUCUAGUCAAAUGCGACAACGAAAGCAUUAACUACAGUACUCCUUGGUAUAAAUAUACCUCUGGAAGAUUGCAACAAAUUUUCCUUCAUUUUUCCAACCAAAUUAACAAACCCGACACUAUGAAUUCUUUGGAAAGUCUGCUUUUUACUAGUGAUGUCGAUGAAAGAAUAAAUUCGGUAUUCAAGCAAUUUAAAGCUCUUACAUCCUAAAGAAAUAAACUAUAUUAAAAAAAGUGUAUAUGAUUGCUUU
Molecule: messenger RNA, 2772 nt
Organism: Gordionus sp. m RMFG-2023
Lineage: Eukaryota; Metazoa; Nematomorpha; Gordioida; Chordodea; Parachordodidae
Product: nuclear cap-binding protein subunit 1-like
Exons: 22
Coding region: 48-2732 (894 amino acids)
Biological process (GO): nuclear-transcribed mRNA catabolic process, nonsense-mediated decay; mRNA export from nucleus
Cellular component (GO): nuclear cap binding complex; nucleus
Molecular function (GO): mRNA binding; RNA cap binding; protein binding
Source: RefSeq, a predicted model, not a curated record